This is a messenger RNA of Rotaria sp. Silwood2, 801 nucleotides long. The record is from the annotation of a GenBank genome assembly. NCBI's taxonomy places the organism in Eukaryota, Metazoa, Rotifera, Eurotatoria, Philodinida, Philodinidae.
AUGUCUACCCCAAUGGAUACGUCAUCACCAACAAAAAAGAAACGUAAUGAAUUAACAUCAACAUUAGCAACAGACUAUAUAUCAGGAUUUGAUCUUAUAUCAAUCGAAGGUUAUCGUCAAGAUGGACGUAAACCAGAUGAAUUACGUCAUUUUCGUGUUUCAUUUAAUGUUGUACCUGAUGCUGAUGGAUCUUGUUAUAUGGAACAUGGAAGUAUUAAAUUACUUGCAACAAUAUAUGGACCAUAUGAAGGAGAAUCUCGUUCAAAUCAAGAACAAGCUGUAAUUACAUGUGAUUUUAGUAUGACAUCAUAUUGUGUUAGUGAACGUCGAUUACGAACAUUUGGUGAUAUGAAAAGUCAAAAAUUACAAAUGGCUAUACAAAGAGUUUUUCAACAAGCUGUUAUUACUGAAACAUAUCCAAAAUCACAAAUUGAUAUUUAUUUAAAAAUUUUACAAUCAGAUGGGAAUGAUUAUAGUCCAUGUGUUAAUGCAACAACAUUAGCACUUAUUAAUGCAGGCAUUCCAAUGAAAGAUUUUGUUUGUUCAUCAACAGUUGGUUAUAUACAAAAUAAAUGUAUUAUUGAUCUUAAUCAGCAAGAAGAACAACAAAAAUCACCUCAAUUAACAUUAACAAUUAUGCCACAACGUGAUGAUAUUGUUGCAUUAACAUGUGAAUCACGUGUUCAUCAUGAUAUUUAUAAUGAAAUGUUAGAUGCAGCAACGCGUGCUAAUUUACAAUUAUUUAAUUUAAUGAAACAAGCUGUUGUUAAUCAAUUGAAAACUGCUUUACAUGUUUUAUAA